Molecule: messenger RNA, 867 nt
Organism: Condylura cristata (star-nosed mole)
Lineage: Eukaryota; Metazoa; Chordata; Mammalia; Eulipotyphla; Talpidae
Product: plasminogen-like
Exons: 5
Coding region: 1-543 (180 amino acids)
Source: RefSeq, a predicted model, not a curated record
AUGGCCAAAAGGAACCUGAGUGUGAACUACUGCAGGAACCCCUCGGGACACGCCAGCCCUUGGUGCUACACCAGUGACCCGAGCGUGCGCUGGGAGUACUGCAGGCUGAACACGUGCCCCGCGACCACUGCCCAAGUCCCAAGCGUCCAGGAGACUUCUACCAAAGUGCCACCCGGAGAGAGUGACGCUGCCGACUGCUACUGGGGCAAUGGCCAGAGCUACCGCGGCACAGCGGCCACCACGAGCUCGGGAAGGACCUGCCAGCCCUGGUCCUCCCAGACUCCCCAUCGGCACUGUUGGACCCCGCAAGCCUAUCCCCACGCGAACUUGAGCAUGAACUACUGUAGGAAUCCUUCAGGAGACCCCAGUCCUUGGUGUUUCACCAGUGACCCGGAAGUCCCUUGGGAGUACUGCAGGCUGAGCACAUGCCCCGAGACAGAGGAUGAUGGCUCGGAUUCUAGGUCUGGGCCCCAAGUUCCGAGUGCCCCGUAUCCCUGUGAACCAGAUGAUCCAGAGCGAACAAGUAGAAGCAAUGAAACUUGAGCUGACAUACUGAACAGACCAGAGCCAAGAGACUGCACACCAUGAGAAACAGCUACUCAGAGGAGAGCAUUUCAUCAAAAGAAAUUCAAAACACCAAUUAUCUGAAGAAAAGCUUCAUCAUACUUAUUCUAGGCCAUGUUCCUUUGCCUUUAAGCUAAUCCUUACACCCAAAUUUAAUUCCUUUGUUCUGAAUCCUAUUUCCCAAAGCUAUAUAAUCUCAUUUCUUUCUUAACAGUGAGGCAGAUAGGAGUUCAUUUCCCAUCUCCUUGCCUAGCAGUUCACAAUAAAGCUUCUUUCCUUUCUCUACCCUUGAGGUCAUGGUAA